Molecule: messenger RNA, 127 nt
Organism: Dentiscutata heterogama
Lineage: Eukaryota; Fungi; Glomeromycota; Glomeromycetes; Diversisporales; Gigasporaceae
Source: the annotation of a GenBank genome assembly
AGAACAAGAUGUGAGAAAAGAUUGUGAGAAUGAUAUAGAAGACUGUAAUGAUGCCGUGGGAAAAGACGACUUUGAGGAUGAUGCCAUAGAAGAAGAAGACUAUAGAGAUGAUAUCAUAGUUGUGUAA